GCGAAGGAAGCGGCCUCUUCCCCCCGCCGCCCUCGAGCUUGGGGAUGGAGGCCCGGGGCGGCUCAGGCUCGGGAGCAGAGGACCUGUGGCGACAGGACUCCCAGGAGCCAUGUUGUCAGAAGUCCUGCUAGUGUCUGCUCCAGGGAAAGUCAUCCUUCAUGGAGAGCAUGCCGUGGUCCAUGGCAAGGUAGCACUGGCUGUGGCCUUGAACUUGAGAACAUUCCUCCGGCUUCAGCCCCACAGCAAUGGGAAAGUGGGCCUCAACUUACCCAACAUUGGCAUCAAGCGGGCCUGGGAUGUGGCCAAGCUUCAGAUGCUGGACACCAGCUUUCUGAAGCAAGGUGACGUCACAGCACUCACCCCGGAGCAAGUGGAGAAGCUGAAGGAGGUGGCGGGCUUCCCCGAGGACUGUGCCGACCACGAGCACCUGGCUGUGCUGUCCUUCCUUUACUUGUACCUGUCCGUCUGCCAGAGUCAGAGAGCCCUGCCCAGCCUGGACGUCACCGUGUGGUCGGAGCUGCCCACCGGGGCCGGCCUCGGCUCCAGUGCCGCCUACUCCGUGUGUUUGGCAGCUGCCCUCCUGACUGCGUGCAAGGAGAUCCCAAACCCGCUGAAGGAUGGCGAGGCCGCCAGCAGGUGGACCGAGGAGAACUUGGAACUAAUUAACAAGUGGGCCUUCCAGGGGGAGAGGGUGAUUCACGGGAACCCCUCCGGAGUGGACAACGCCGUCAGCACCUGGGGAGGAGCGCUCCGAUACCAGCAAGGGAAGAUUUCAUCCUUAAAGAGGCCGCCAGCUCUGAAGAUCCUGCUGAUCAACACCAAGGUCCCCCGCAGCACCAAGGCCCUGGUGGCCGGCGUCAGGAGCAGGCUGCUGAAGUUCCCAGAGAUCGUGGCCCCCCUCCUGACCUCCAUAGACGCCAUUUCCCUGGAGUGCGAGCGGGUGCUGGGGGAGAUGGCGGCGGCCCCGGCCCCAGAGCACUACCUCGUGCUGGAGGAGCUCAUCGACAUGAACCAGCACCAUCUGAACGCCCUCGGUGUGGGCCAUGCCUCGCUGGACCGGCUGUGCCAGGUGACCAUGGCCCACGGACUGCACAGCAAGCUCACUGGUGCGGGCGGCGGGGGCUGUGGCAUCACGCUUCUCAGGCCAGAUCUGGAGCGGCCAGAGGUGGAGGCCGUGAAGCAGGCGCUGACCAGCUGUGGGUUUGACUGCUGGGAAACCAGCAUCGGUGCCCCUGGUGUCUCCAUCACACGGCCGCCUCCCUGGACGCCCCUGUCCGGCAAGCCCUGGAUGGCCUCUGAGAUGAAACCCCCCACCACGAAGCCCCUUCCCAGAUUAUUCUGGGCACGGUUGGCCUCUGUGCUGGCCAGUGGGCACCCAGCUCCUGACACUGACCAGGAGCCCCCCAGCCCCUCUGUGACGCCCCUCCCACUGGCCAUGCCCCCCAGUCCCCGGAGUGAGUCAGGCAGCCCAGAAGCCAUGUCUGUGUUCUACAACAUUCUCUUGAGCCGGUGGGCAGUGGGGCCAUGUGGAGUCCUCUGAGACUCAAGGGCCUCUUUCCUGUCCUCCCUGAAGUGCCCACAGACCCACAAAUUCCCUGGCAGAGCUGCUUGGAUCCCAGAUGCAGGGGUCUGGUUCCCAGAGCAGCAGGCCUUCUCCCUCCCUCCACCUCUGCUCACCUCCCCCAGGAAGCCUUCCCAGGCUGUUCUCUCCAGCUAGAUUGUGGGUGCCCCCAGGGAGUGUCCGGGUGGUGGUCUUUGCCUUCUACCCUGCAUCCCGAGGGUUGGCCAAAGGCAGGGUUGAUGUUCAGUUUCUUCUGGUCUGAACCCAAGGGGUUUGCAGAAAAGAUGGCAAAGGGGGGAAUAAAAAGAUCUUGAGUAAA
Messenger RNA from Balaenoptera ricei (Rice's whale), 1880 nucleotides. It is a transcript of the gene MVK, whose product is annotated as mevalonate kinase. Gene Ontology annotation, biological process: isoprenoid biosynthetic process; cholesterol biosynthetic process. The record is from RefSeq and is a predicted model, not a curated record. Gene Ontology annotation, molecular function: ATP binding; mevalonate kinase activity. NCBI's taxonomy places the organism in Eukaryota, Metazoa, Chordata, Mammalia, Artiodactyla, Balaenopteridae. Gene Ontology annotation, cellular component: cytoplasm.